AUGGAGGCCAGAAUCGAACAGGAAACGUCACGAGCUCAGGCAAUGGACAAUGGCGAUUCUGACAAUGAUGGCAACGAUCAAGUGAAGUCAUCAACAAGAUCAAUUGUGGGCUGUCCGGAGGAUUCAAAGAUGAUGUAUAGAAUUCCCUAUGAAAAAAAUAUGCUGAAACUUCGGCAAAUAGAUAGUGAUGAUGAUGCAAUAGACGUGGCUUGUAUUGAUAAAAAAUAUGAAAAAGUUGAUGUGUAUGAUAUCUAUGAAUUCCAUAUAAGAGAUGUUAAUAGCAACACUGAUUUAGGUGCAGUAACAGUUGAGGAGAUUCAACUAGAAGAUGAUAAUUUAUAUGUGGAUAUAACCUUUGAUGAUAUUAAUCUAGUUGACUUCGAAGAAAUACCGUUUCAUGUGAAGCAAAUGAUGGAGCAUGUGAAGUCAAAAAAUGAAAAAACAGAGCCAGCUGAACAUGGAGGAAAUGAUGAUGAUGAUGAUGAUGAUGAUGAUGUCCAUUUGGAUUCAUCCACAGCUGAAAGCUUCCAUGACAGCGAUUAUGAUUUUAGACAUGUUGAUGAAGAUGUGAUAUUCCAGAGUUGCGUUGUUACACCUAAGCAAGAGUUAGGUGGUCGAAUUGGAAAGAUACAACCUGAUGGUGAAGGAAAAAGCAGGGGCAAGGAGUGUAACAAACAGAAAAUGUCAUUACCCGCAACUAAGAAGAAAAAAGAUGAAGCUAAAGAUAAUUAUUUUAAGGACUUGCACUUAGAUGAAGGAGAUCAGUCCAUGAGGAAUCUGAUUCACUUGCCUCAGAUGAGUUGA
Molecule: messenger RNA, 804 nt
Organism: Coffea eugenioides
Lineage: Eukaryota; Viridiplantae; Streptophyta; Magnoliopsida; Gentianales; Rubiaceae
Exons: 2
Coding region: 1-804 (267 amino acids)
Source: RefSeq, a predicted model, not a curated record